Achroia grisella is the source of this 844-nucleotide messenger RNA. RefSeq lists its product as uncharacterized. Lineage: Eukaryota; Metazoa; Arthropoda; Insecta; Lepidoptera; Pyralidae. The transcript has 4 exons. The record is from RefSeq and is a predicted model, not a curated record. The coding region runs from base 91 to 624 and encodes 177 amino acids.
CGAAACCAGAAGGAACUCACAAAAUUCCAUUUUUAAAUAAUCAACUUUUUAAAAUUAUAUUUUUUAAUUUUCAUCUUUGACCUUUUUAAAAUGAGAGUGCUGUGUUUAGUUUUGGUAGUCGCUGUGGUGGCCUGCAGAGCUGCCCCUGGAGCAACAGGUGAAGAUGAGGGAAGGAUAGAAUUAUUCUCUGGGGUUGCCAUAGAAAGAGAUCCAUCUGGUGAAGACAAACUAAAUGUCAAAUUUGAACCAGGAGAACUGAGGGAGGCAGCCAGAACUUUUGAAGAAGCUCGGGGUAAAAUUAAAAAGUACACGCCUCUCCUGGCUGGCAUCGGUGUCAAAGUUAUAGCCGUGCUCGGCAUCUUGUUUGGUGGUCUUACGCUGUUGGUGACCAAGGCAUUGGUGAUGGCCAAGCUGGCGUUUGUGGCUGCUGCAGCCCUGGGUAUUCAGAAACUGCUCAGCGGUGGUGGAUUGAACAAUAUUAGCGGAAAGAUUGCUAGUUUCCAGUCAUCACCCCAGCAAUGGUCAUCGCCUACCGCUUCAGCUGGAUCGUAUCCAUACGCGAGAUCUUCUAGUAUAGCUCAAGAUGCCAACGACCUAGCUUACAAGGCUCAAAUAGCUUCCUAAACAUAUCACCUAUAUACAAUAUUUCAAAUACGACCGUGAUAGGCCAUAACACGAGACAUGUUCGCUGAAAGAGACGCGUUGCUAUAUGAGACCAGGCUGAUAUUAAUUUGUAUUUUGUAUGUGCAUGACCUGAACAUCUUCACCUGCGUAGCAUUUUCUCCUUUAUUACAACAUUUUUUAUUUUAGCUCCGGUACGGUCCGGUUCGGACUUAGCGUCAUA